Molecule: messenger RNA, 798 nt
Organism: Silurus meridionalis
Lineage: Eukaryota; Metazoa; Chordata; Actinopteri; Siluriformes; Siluridae
Gene: acyp2
Product: acylphosphatase 2, muscle type
Exons: 4
Coding region: 32-388 (118 amino acids)
Molecular function (GO): acylphosphatase activity
Source: RefSeq, a predicted model, not a curated record
ACUCGCGAGGCGAUAUAAAUAAGCGGUGUUUAUGUUUGGCUACGAUUUGAACGUUUUCUGGCUUUUCUACUUCAUUCUUCUCUCGCAGUUCGCCAUGUCUUCAAAAUAUGCCUCAGUAGAUUUCGAAAUUUUCGGCAAUGUACAGGGUGUGUGCUUCAGAAUGUACACAGAAGAUCAGGCGAAAAAGCUUGGUGUGACUGGCUGGGUGAAGAAUACCAGACAGGGCACUGUGGUGGGCCAAGUGCAGGGGCCUCCAGACAAAGUCAAUGAGAUGAAGCACUGGCUGAGGAAUGUUGGCAGCCCCAGCUCUCGCAUCGACCGUGCUGAGUUCAGUAACGAGAGGGACAUUUCUAAACUGGAGAUCCGUGGAUUCGGCACUCGUUAUUGAAUUCCACCUCCUGGACGACGGCCCCUUAACCUUUUCAGAAAGCAUCCGUAAAAAAUUCAGUCAUACCAUCCUCCCUGCUGAGUCACCAUCAUUACCAGACUAUUGUACACCAUGUACUUUAAACCUAAGUGAACAAAGCACUUAUCAAACUCUAAUCAAAAUCUUAACUAUUGCAUUUGGAGUCUAUUUGUAUUUGUUAGUAGAUGUUGUGUACGUCUAAUGUACCAUGCAUUGUUAUUUAUAACCUAAAAAAGCUUUUUUAUUAUUACUUAUUUACUGAAUUUGACUUCUACAAACUCCCAAACGUGCUAUACUAUAUCACCAAACAAUUGUUUGCCUCUUAACAAGCCAUUUAAAUUGAAUAAAUCAUUAUACUGAACUAAAACUGAAUAAAGCAACGCAUGUUCACA